UCCAUUUAAUGACGUCAAUAGAAGUAGCCAAAAUGGUGGAUACUGUAAAAUAGUUUAUCAAAAUACGUCUCUUUUUUUCUUUCUAUUAACACUUUACAGAUCUACUUUGUUUCUUCCCCUUUAGUGUUAUAAAUCUAGAGAUGAAAAUCUAGAUUAAGUGUCAAAGUGACAGCUGUACAGCGCCUUCAACAACGAGAAAGUAAUAAACAUGAGCGAGUCUACUAAGUGUAAAGCUUUUGAGGAUUCCACUAUUGUUGCUUGUGACAUUUGACCUGGAUAGCUAAAAAAAAUAUUCUUUUAUCUGAUAAAAUGUCAUUGGAAGACCCUUUCUUUGUCGUACGAGAUGAGGUACAAAAGGCUCUGGGUGUUGUUCGUAAUUUGUUUAACAGAUGGAGAGAGCUACAGGAGAAUGGCGUCAUGUCCUCGCGAGAGGAGUUAGAGUAUACCACCAAUGAAUUGAGAAACAGCUUACGCAGCAUAGAAUGGGAUCUCGAAGACUUAGAAGAGACUGUUGGCAUUGUUGAAAAAAAUCCCAGAAAAUUCAAAAUCUCUGAAUAUGAUCUACAAGAGAGGCGAAACUUUGUUGAGAAGACGAAAUCAACUGUCAGGGACAUGAAGAGCCAAAUUUCAAGUCCAGGGAACAGACAAAGGGAAGAGGCCAAUGCCAGACAAAUUCUGAUGACAUCAAGCUCCAACGGUCCUAAAGCUCCACAAGACAAAUACAAACGACUGGAUGAAGAAAUGGAACAAGCCAAUCAACGCUUCAUCAAUGACACACAGCAGCAACAGAAGCUAUUGAUAAGAUCUCAGGAUGACCAGCUGGACAUGAUAGGCUCCAGUGUUGGCGUUUUAAAAAACAUGAGUCAACAAAUCGGCAGUGAAUUGGAAGAUCAGAAUUUGAUGUUAGAUGAAUUCCACCAUGAGAUGGAUAACACAGAGAAUAAGAUGGACCAGACUAUGAAGAAAAUGGCUAAAGUGUUACACAUGUCAAAUGAUCGCAGACAGUGGUGCGCUAUUGGAGUUUUAUCAUUAGUGCUUCUAAUCAUCAUCAUUCUUUUCUUUUUGGUAUAGUGAACUCACGUCUCUAAUUAUGCAUUGUCGUUGUGUGUACGGGAAUGUAUUCAAACUUUUGAAGGCAGACAGAAUGACACUAUAUAUGUACCUGUAUGUAAGUUUUCAUCAAAUAUUUCCUUGGGAUCAUUUGAACUUGUUCUUGGCAUGCAGGAAACUGAGGAGUAUCUCACACAUUUUGUUUUUGGCUAAUGUUUUGGUGUAAUGGUAACUCUUAACAAUCUGGAUGGUAAAUUCAUGUGACUGUUUUCCUUAAUGACCAUAUAUACAUCUGGUUAGUAUACAUCUUUAUGUCUUGCUGUCCAGGCUGGCUGGGAUCAAACACACCAUCAGUUGAGAAAUCUUGUGUUUCAAUCUUCAAAUAAACGUCUUAAUAUUAUUCUUCUUCAACCUGAUAGCCCAUGCAAGAUGGCUGCCUGGUUUGUGCUCUGAACUGUCAUCUUGAUCGCCCUGGGUUUGAACCCUCCCAGUCGCCACACUCCCCCUGGUCUUGAGGGAGGCUUAGACUAGGAUGUAAUAAUCUUCAAUUCUGAAGGAACAUCCAAAAUAUGUAAAACAUAUUUCAAAAAUUACAAUCCUGAAGAAUGGAAUAGUUUGGAAAUGUUAUUAGUUUUCUGGUUCAUGUUUGAUUAAAGCUCUCAAUCAAAUGAAGCCCAACAACAAGCUUUUGUAUUAAAUGUUGUGCCAAGUCUUCAAAAUGGAGGUUUUCAUUAUGUUCAAGAUUUCAAUUUCUCGCUAAAUUAUUUGUACCAUACCGGUACUCUUAAGUAAUUUCUUACAUAUUUUUUUUUUAUGUUCACAAUUUCUUAGGUGUACAGUACCGGUACCUUAAACUUGUCCACAUUAUAUUUUACAUAAAAACUAAUCAGAUCUUUUUUCCAAUAUGUCACUUUUGACUUGGCAAUACAUUUGCAAACUUCCAAAGUGAUCAGUGCAACUUUUGUUAUGUAUGCUGGUCUUAAGUGUAAAUGACUAAUGAUUAUCUAGUGUGGAUUUUUUAAAAAGUGGGAUUCAAGUGAGCUAAUAAAAUCUCGCACAGUUGUCUUAUAUUUUUUAACUUGGCUUGUCUUGACUACCUAGAAGGGGGCUCGAGGUUCGACACCCGACUCAGGCAGAGUUGCGUUUACUGAGCGCCUAAAGGCAGCACGGAAAACCAACUCCUAGAUACCCCCUCCCUCCCACUGGUCCACAAAUGAGAUUGGACCAAAGCGCUCUGAGCAUGCUAUAAGCAUGAAAGUAGCGCUAUAUAAAAGCUAUAAUAAUAAUAAAUUUAGUUUGCUUAUGAAAAGGCACUUUAUAGUGACUAAAUUGAAGCUAAAUGUCUGGAAGAUGUACAGAUUUUGUAGUAACUUUGUAUUGAGUUUUAUUUCUGCUGCUCUUACUAUAAUUCCAAUGUUAAGAAUUUUUAACAUAUUUGUGAAUAAAACAUAGGGACUCCUCUCCAAGAGGCUCCUCUGUUUCUAUGGCUAAUGUUUAAAUCGUGUGGCCAGCACAAUGACCUUCUCUUCAUUUCCACGAAAUUCAUCAGGAUUAGAAAUGGGUGUCCUAAAAAUGCAGAAGUUCAAAAUCCAACUGGGAUUUGAACAAGACUCCUCAGCAUGGAGACCAAGCACUCUACCACUCAGCCACCUUGCCUCAUGAAUAAUAAAUAUUAACAUAAUAUCUAAUGUAUUAACAACACAUUUGUUAGGCUAACUAAAGAUAGAUAACAGUUACCGGUACACAAUAGUUUGACUUGGGUAUUUUACAAUGGUACUGUCAUUUUAAUUGUUUGUACCAGUAUUUUGAAGUGGUAGCAGGCAUGAUUAACAUUGGGUAUCUACACUUCUACCGGUAUAAAAUGGACCGAUAUCCUUUAGUUUACAUGGAGACGCAGUGGCCGAGUGGUAAAGCACUCUGCUUCUGAACCAGGGCUCCCAGGUUUGAAGACUGGGAGUUUAAAUUUCAGGAUCUUCAGGGCACCUCUGUGUCCACCCAGCUCUAAUGGGUACCUGACAGUUGGGGAAAAGUAAAGGCGUUUGGUUGUUGUCCUGGCCACAUGACACCCUGCUUGUUAUAAUAUAUAGGAGCCAAUGGGUUAAUGUCAGUAGUACAUAGGAGCCAAUGGUUUAAUAUUAUGUUGUUUUUUUUAUAUUGUCUCUCAAGUAGAGUUCUAACAGGUUGUAAUAUUGAUGAUGAUAUUGUUUCUCAACUUUUUUUGGUGAGAAAAUGUUUUGAACACUGAUCAAAUGAUCAAUGAUGGACUUGGUUAAUUAUUUUUUCUUUAGCAUGUCUAUCCAAGUAGAACUUUUUUUUUUCUGCUACUUUUGUCACUGAAGACUGUUUUAAUGACAGAAAAUGUCACAGUCUGCGUCAAGUCUGUAGUUGCAACAUUGCCAGGAUCAAACAUUUUUUCAUACCAGUUCCUGCUGCUGUAUUGCUGAAAUGAAAUGGUCGUAUUGUCCUUCUUUAUACAACCCACUAGCAAUAGGUUUUGUGUGAGUAGUAGCUUAAGAAAAUGUAUAAUAAUAGACAUUGAAACUUGACUUCUGCUCAGAAGAUUACAAAAUUUCGAAGCACAAACUAAUUGAUAACUAGUACAUAUGUAUUUAAAGAAAAUAAUUGUAUAGAGACUAUGUAUAAGUUGCACCUCCUUUAUUUGUGUGUGUUGUGUAGUUCAUUGUGCACUUUAAAAUGUGUAAGUGCUUCCCAAAAAAAAAAGUAAAA
Molecule: messenger RNA, 3777 nt
Organism: Biomphalaria glabrata
Lineage: Eukaryota; Metazoa; Mollusca; Gastropoda; Planorbidae
Product: syntaxin-6-like
Exons: 8
Coding region: 310-1071 (253 amino acids)
Biological process (GO): Golgi vesicle transport
Cellular component (GO): membrane
Source: RefSeq, a predicted model, not a curated record